This is a messenger RNA of Drosophila obscura, 824 nucleotides long. RefSeq names its product proteasome subunit beta type-3-like. NCBI's taxonomy places the organism in Eukaryota, Metazoa, Arthropoda, Insecta, Diptera, Drosophilidae. Bases 77 to 691 code for a protein of 204 amino acids. Gene Ontology annotation, cellular component: proteasome core complex. The transcript has 2 exons. The record is from RefSeq and is a predicted model, not a curated record.
AAUAAAGUAAGCUAUGACAUAUCUGUGGCAAUGAAAAUAUUUUCUCAAAUCCAGUAAAUAUUUCCUUUGAAAUAAAAUGUCGAUCGGUGGCUGUGUUCUGGCAAUGCAGGGCAUUGGUUGCGUGGCCAUUGCCACAGAUCAUCACCUUGGUGACGCCUCUGCCCCUGGACAGAGGAUUGCCGGUGAUUUCAAGAAGGUCUUCCAGGUGGGACCCCGCAUGUUUGUGGGUCUGACUGGAUUCGUCGCCGAUGUCAAUACAGUGUGGGAUCGUAUACACUACCGUCAAAAUUUGUACGAAAUUAAGGAGAAUCGUGAUAUGUCACCCGAGGCAUUUACCACCAUGCUGUCGAAUCUGCUCUACGAAUAUCGCUUUGGGCCCUACCACGUGCAGGCCGUUGUUGCAGCCGUCAAUCCGUAUAGCCUGAAUCCGUAUAUUUGCAGCAUUGAUCUUAUUGGAGCGCCCACUAAAAGGGAUUCCUUUGUGUUUUGUGGUAAUUGCGACAAACAGAUGCAUGGAAUGUGCGAAACUCUCUGGACACCAAAUUUAGAGCCCGAGGAACUUUUUGAAACAAUGUCGCAGACGCUGACACAUUCCUUCGAUAGGAAUAUCACAACUGGUUGGGGCGCCACAGUCUAUGUGAUCGAGAUGGAUAAAAUCAUGGAGCGUGUGAUUGAUGUACGCAAGGAUUAACUGGGGCGUUUUUACACUACAAGUUGAGCAAUUGUUGUUUUUAUACACUACAAGACAUUAAAGAGACUUCAAAGAAAUACUUUUAAUUGUAUCCAGAAAUUUGGGGUUAAAUAAAUGUAGAAAAUUCGUUGGU